UUCCAUCAUUGGUGUCAGAGCGAGGAAUCAUGCCCCAUCAUUGGUGUCAUGGGGGGUGUAAUAGUGCCCCAUCGUUGGUGUCAGUGGGGGGGGGGAAUAGUGCCCCAUCGUUGGUGUCAGUGGGGGGAGGAAUAGUGCCCCAUCGUUGGUGUCAGUGGGGGGAGGAAUAGUGCCCCAUCGUUGGUGUCAGUGGGGGGAGGAAUAGUGCCCCAUCGUUGGUGUCAGUGGGGGGGAGGAAUAGUGCCCCAUCAUUCGUAUCAGUG
Messenger RNA from Staurois parvus, 263 nucleotides. The record is from the annotation of a GenBank genome assembly. NCBI's taxonomy places the organism in Eukaryota, Metazoa, Chordata, Amphibia, Anura, Ranidae.